Coturnix japonica (Japanese quail) is the source of this 2495-nucleotide messenger RNA. RefSeq names its product cadherin related family member 4 (gene CDHR4). The record is from RefSeq and is a predicted model, not a curated record. Gene Ontology annotation, biological process: homophilic cell-cell adhesion. Lineage: Eukaryota; Metazoa; Chordata; Aves; Galliformes; Phasianidae. Gene Ontology annotation, cellular component: membrane. Gene Ontology annotation, molecular function: calcium ion binding.
GGUGCCCACCCCAGGAUGGGCACAGGGGGUGGCGGCUUCAGAGUCUGGGAUCUUGGGGGCAUCACUGGGCACUGCAGGGGCAGCCUGGCAGGCUGCAGUGACACUGUGCUCUUUGCAGGGACCUUGGUAAAGGCAGCAGCCCUGCCCGACCUGCCUCGCAUAGUGACACUCAGUGAGGAUGCUGCGCCGGGUGCCCGUGUGGCCGAGGUGUCUGUGUCCUGCAGCAAUGCCAGCAGCAGCCCCCACGUCACACUGCAGCACGUCGAGUCCAGUGCCUCCAGCGUCACCCCACGCAACAUUGAUCCCAACCACCCCUUCAACCCCAUUGCAAUCAGUGCCGAUGGCGUGCCCGCUUCCACAUAUAGGGCAGAGGUGACACUGCGAGCUGGCGCAGAGCUUGAUGCCCACAGGGUGAACUGGUACAUGCUGUUGCUGCGCGCUGCCUGUCCCGGGGAGCAGGAGGUGACAGGGAAGCUGUACGUGAGGGUGACAUCAGGACAGGCGCUGCGCUGUGCCUUCCCGUUUGCUAGUGCUGGUGGGGACGUGGUGCAGGUGUGGGCAGACGUGGCACCCCGUGAGCUCCUGUAUGCGGUGCAGGCACAGCCACCGGGUGGGCUGACGUUCCAGCUCACAAAUAGUGGCACUCCACUCACACUGACCCGUCAGGGCCUGGUGCUGGCACCCGAUGGUGGCUUCAGCCCCAGCAAGGACACCCAGACAUUCAGGCUGGAGAUAGAGGUGAUGGACCGGCAUGGCCAGAACUGCAGUGGGGCAGUGACAGUGGAAGUGCUGCCAUUGCGCCGUCCCCCCCGUGUCACCAUCCUUGCUCCGCAGCACGACGUGGUGGUGCCGCAGGGCAUCGGCCCCUUGGAAGUCAUCACACAGGUCCGUGCCAGUGGGGACAAUGUCCAUUAUGCCAUCCUCGCUCCCACAUCGCCAGCACUCUUCACCAUCGAUGAAGUGACGGGUGAGAUCCGCAGCACACGUCGGCUGGAUGUGGCCAGCGCACGCCUCCAUGUCCAGGCAUACAACGCACUGCAGCCCUCUGACCAGGACACUGCUGUGCUCAAUGUCACGGUGCAGGGGACAGACCGGAGGGCACCAUCCUGUGUGCCGGCCCUCUAUGUGUCCCAGGUGCGUGAGACAGUGUCCCUUGGCAGCACGCUGGUGACACUGAGAUGCACCGAUCCUGCUGGCGAUGAGGGGUCCCUGCGUUACACGCUGGAGGGACCAGCAGGCUCUCAUUCCUACUUCCACAUGGAGGGGCCACAGCUGAAGGUCAACACCACCCUGGACUAUGACACCGAGGCAAUGGCUGCUGUGGGCUUCCAGCUGACAGCUACCAUCGUGGUGACAGCGGGGGGACAGCCCCUGAGGAGCACCCACGUACCUGUGCUUGUGACGGUGAUGCCUGUCAACGAAUUCACUCCGGAGUGCCCCAAUGGCACCAUCUUCACCAUCUCAGAGACAGCAGCUUUUGGCAGCAUCGUGGGGCGUGUGGUUGGCACUGACCGUGACCGCCCACCAAACAGCCUCGAGUACAGCCUGGAAGGGGGCACUGGCCCCGCACAGCCCUUCUCCAUCGACGCACACACCGGUGAGAUCCGCGUGGUGGGGCCGCUCGGCGCCCCUCGACGUGCUGGAUACCGGCUGACGGUGCGGCUGACGGACACCCACAACGACCUGGACCCGGGGAACCGGCGGAGCCGCCUGUGUGAUGUGACCGUGCGCCUGCAGGCUGUGCCCGAAUGGCCGCCACUGUGCAGCCCGGAGGUGCAGGAGCUGCGGAUCACAGCCGGGACAGGCAGCCGGCAGCCCGUCACCCGCCUGCUGUGCCGUGCGGACCCCGAGGGCAGCACGCUGUCCUAUGCCAUUGUCGGAGGCAACGAGGAUGGGCGCUUUCGGCAGGAGGGCAGCGUGCUGUCCUACAUCCCCAGCGGCCUGGCCGAGCCCCGCACCUUCGUGCUGCUGGUGGAGGUGUGGGGCAGCGCCGGUCCCCCCCGCCGCAGCACCGUGCUGGCUCUGGUCGUGCACGUCACCCCCCGCAGCACCCCAGCACCAACCAGCACCACCGCCCCGAGCACGACGCUGCGGAAGGAGCCGCUGGUGCUCAGGAGGACGGAGCUGGUCUGGAUCCCACCGCCUUGGUUUGUGGCUGCGCUGACCGUAACCGGAGCCCUGUUCAUGGGCAGCCUGUGCUGGGUGGCACGCAGUGUGAUGCGCAGAUGCCGAAAGCCCCACGAGGCGCUACUGAGUGAGAGCUCCCGGGAUGCAGCAGCACGGAGCAGCCCGGCCGAUGGGGCUCGGAGCCGCCCGGCCGGUUCAUCCCGGUUCCCGGUACCGCCGCCCUUCGACGGCCGCGCGCAGGACCCACGGACCGGCAGGGGAUACGUGUUCAACAGCGUCACCGGGGAGCGGCGAUGGAUCUGAGCGGGACCGAGCGGGACCGGGAACCGGAGCGGGGAGCAGCCAUUAAACCGUGCAUUGAACUGUGA